AUGCGGCAGGACGCGGAACAAGCGAAGCGCUGGGCAGAGAACGCCGUACUUGACUUGCAGGCCCAAAGCCGCUUCCUCGAGGCGGACGUGAGCCGCCUGAAGCAGGCGGUGGCCUCUGCCAAAUCGGACCUUGACGCGGAAGUCGCCCGCAUCAAGGAGGAGGCGGAGAACCACGCUGCCGGCAAGGAGGUCCUCACCAAGAGCCGUGACGUGCUCAAGAAGCACUGCAAGCUGUCGAACACCGAGAAGAACUCGGGUACCUGCGGUGAAGCUGAUUCUGCGCUGAACAUAGCCAAUUUGGGUCUGGCGAAGCUUGACAAGUUCCUUGCGACUUACAUCGUGGACUUCACGAAGCUUACCGAGGAGCAGAAGGCAGACGUGGAGAAGACCCUGAAGCUGCAGGGCGACAGUCUCUUUCAAGCCAAUGCGGACUUGAACAGGCGCAAGGAUGAGCUGGCAGAAUUGGCCUCUGAUGUGGUUACUGCCAAGGAGAACAUGAGACUUGCCGGCAAGGCAGAUGAUGCUCUCUCCACAAGUUGUGGGCCAAAGGCCUCAUCGAUGGAGGACACCAUUGCCCGGCGGAAGGAGGAGAUCGAACAGCUAAAGAACGCUGUGAAAGUCCUGGAUGGCGAGGCUUUCGUGUGA
Messenger RNA from Symbiodinium pilosum, 645 nucleotides. Lineage: Eukaryota; Dinophyceae; Suessiales; Symbiodiniaceae. The record is from the annotation of a GenBank genome assembly.